Molecule: messenger RNA, 884 nt
Organism: Solanum stenotomum
Lineage: Eukaryota; Viridiplantae; Streptophyta; Magnoliopsida; Solanales; Solanaceae
Product: 60S ribosomal protein L35-like
Exons: 1
Coding region: 37-318 (93 amino acids)
Biological process (GO): maturation of LSU-rRNA from tricistronic rRNA transcript (SSU-rRNA, 5.8S rRNA, LSU-rRNA); translation
Cellular component (GO): cytosolic large ribosomal subunit; ribosome
Molecular function (GO): mRNA binding; structural constituent of ribosome
Source: RefSeq, a predicted model, not a curated record
CGCCGUCUAAGCAGUAACCUUAAAGGGCCAGCAGCCAUGGCAAGAAUAAAGGUUCAUGAGUUGAGGAACAAGUCGAAGACAGACCUUUUGGCUCAGUUGAAGGAUCUGAAGGCGGAGCUUGCUCUUCUCCAUGUUGCAAAAGUCACCAGUGGUGCUCUUAACAAGCUAUCCAAAAUCAAGGUGGUAAGGUUGUCAAUUGCACAAGCUUUGACUGUCAUCUCACAGAAGCAAAAGUCAGCUCUUAGAGAAGUUUACAAGAACAAGAAGUACUUGCCUCUUACGAAAAGUUUGGCUAGAUCUGGUUGUGCGGUGGCUUAGGCUGUUGUUACUGUGGAGGUUGAAGGAGGAAAGAAAAAUAGUGAUGGUAUGUGACGGAGAUGAAGACGGGUGAGGGAGAAAGUUGCACAAGUGAGAUUCUUGAUGAAAUCUUGAGAGUCUCCAUUGAUGUUGGAGUUUUUGGGGGUAAAAAUUUGCAGAGGCAAGAGGUUUGCUUCAGUCCAUGUAUGGAGGUGUAACGAGCAGGUUCGUCCAUUUAUCCACAAUUCUCGAAUUCUUGGUGUUUACAGCAACAAAGGCCGUAUUUUUGCUUUUACUCUUACAUGGAAGCUCAAUAUAGUAAAAGGGAAUAAACCCAGCAAGGAAAAGAGACCAAUUUCAGUUCUAGGUUCUGAUGGUGUGGCGCCACUAGUUGUUGAAUUGGAAGAAGGGUCUGUAGGAAAUGGUGGAAGGAAGGUGGAGGAGACGAAAAAUGGUGUUGUUGGUUUUGGGAUUGUGAAGAAAUUGCCUAGAAAAGUUUUGGGGAUUUUGUCCAAUUUGCCUUUGUCUAUUGCUGAGAUGUUUGCUAUUGCUGCCUUAAUGGCCUCAGGAACUUUCAUUGACCAAGG